AAACUCGAACAGUUACCGUUCCGGACGCGUAACGAUAGCAGCAGAAUCCGAGGCUGCUAACGUGGCUAAAAGCCAAUCAGAAACAACAGUAGCGAACGAACUCAGAUAAAUAAAAGCCCAGUGGAAAAAAGGCGAAACUCGCACAGUUGAUUGCCGGCAAAGUGCGGGAAUAAACAAAUAGGAAAUACAAUUAUUUGUUCCAGGAAAAGUGCGAACAAACACAAGGUGUUUUCCCAGUGCAAGUGUGAAACUCAAACAAACUUUUUAAUUGAUGAAUUAAUAAAUUAAGGCUCGAGAAAAGGCUCGUCAGCGAACGACUACUUUUUAAUGGACAUCACCACAAGAACAAGAAAAAGACCAAUAAUAAUAAUAGCCGGCAGGAAGGGCGAAGGACCAGCGUCAUCAUGAUCAUGAUCAUGACCACCGUCCUGUCAACGUGAAAUGCAACCGAAAUUCAAAAAGUUGUCGUGCCAUUUCUGAGCGGAGGACCUGCCCACAGAGACGCCACAGAAACACAAAAAUAAAAGGAACAAGGAACCCGAACAACAAAAAUCGUAUAAAUAUAGGGGAACGGAGAAAAUGAAGUCUGUCAUUCUAUAUCCAUACGGACCGCUAACGGGCGGCACACGUUGUUGCCGCAUGUUGCAUGCCAAAAAUUUGGCCAUAACAAGUGCAAUUUACACAAUUAAUAUAUCACUUUUAAUUGUGCUGAUAUACUCGUGGCGCAUCAAUGUCAACAUGCACAAGUCGAGCGACCUGCAGGAUGUCUACUACGGUGUGCAAAUAGCGUAUUUUGCCAUUAUUGGCACACAAAUGUCCAUGAUAUUGCUCAGCAUAGUGCUAAUAUUUGGAAUAUGUCGGGAGAACCCCGGAUUAAUCGUACCCUGGAUAAUUGGCUAUAUAACAUUUAUGGCCCUGGAAGCUGUCGCCAUGGUCUACUCCAAUGUGCUGCGCGAUCAUGUAAAUAAGCAAUUUGAUGCCAUGUGCAAAGCAGAGGUUGCCUUCUUUAUAGCCCGAGCUUUGAUCAAUGUGCUGGCCAUGUGGGGAGUUCUGCGCUUCUACAAUUUGGUUCGCUCUGGAAUUACCUGGCGGGGUCCGGAGGCUAAAACUGCAAUUUUCGCGCCUAUGUACAAAAGCGUCAAUACCAACAAGCCGCACACAUACACUUACAGCAAACGGUCGCGGCGCCGCCAUAGCAUCGAGGCCACUUCCGGCGGAUGCUGCGCCAUCUUUGAUUUCGAUUUCGAGUACGAUGACGAUAACUAUGACGACGACGAUGACGACGAGGCGGCCGCCUUUGGCGAUGGCCUGGAUACAGAGGACGAAGUGGGCUACGAUUAUGAUGAUUACUACGAUUACUACGACGACGAGGAAAUGGCGGAGCAACAGCAGAAGGAGCUGCACAAGGACGAUGCCGAUUGCAGUAUGCUGGGCGCCACGAAGACUAGACGACCACGAUCCGCUGUGGUGAAGGUCAAGGGUCAUCGGCGUACCAACAACAACAUACGCAGCGUGCUGAUCAACAAGCGGCACAACAAAUACAAAAUAGCCCGGCCCCAGACCCAGCUGGAGGUUAUCAACGAGUCGGAGCGGAGUGCGGGGAGCGGCAGCGACGAGAACGACUCUCUUUUGGUGGCCUAUGACAGCAGCUCGUCCCUGGCGUCGGUUUGACAUUGGCCGCCGCCAUGUAAGUCCGGAAGCGGAAAUGGAAAUGCAGCCAUUGGGUCAUUGCGAGGUGACGCCAACCAAUCGAAGCCUAGCGGAAGAUCCCGAUCAAGUGCUUACAGCAAAAGCGGAUCCGAAACCGGAAGCGACGACAGCGACGAUCCUGACGAGGGCCAGCGUCUGGAGCCUGGCUGGGCGAAUGACCUCACCUUCGGUGGUCAAUGUUGUGGUCAGCGUCAACGCCGACGUCCACUGCGACGCGUCUACUGCGCUGUGAAUCUGUCCAUAAUGGGCCUCCUGGUGGCCGUGGAGAUCUACGCCCAGGUGGCCAUAUUUUUGUAGAUCUUAAAUCACAAAUAAAAGUCUAUAAAAAAUAUUUUAAUUUAAUGGAUAUAAAUAUCAUUUAAUAAAAUGUACUAAAGUUUUAGUUAGUUUGGCUGUAAAAUUAAAAAAAAAAAAUACAUUUCAAUGCUUGUUCAAAUGGUUAUGAAGAAAAAAUCAUAAUAAUUAUGGCAAGAGUUUUUAAUUUAAGUGUUCCUCAUUCAAAAACACUAAAAAUCUACAAACAUUUUUUAUAAUUUAUCCAAAUGUGAUUGCUUUCCUAUUUUUCUAAUAACCACUCUAAAAAAACAUAUUUUUAUGUUCAACAAAUACGAAAAAUAUACUUUGUAGCUAGAUUUUAGCUACUUUAGCCCAAACUCAAAUUUCUUAAAUAAUUAAAACAAUAAUAGAAGUAAUAUAUAAACAAAAAACAAUCUUAAAGUAAAAUUUAAAGUAAAUGCUUUGCCCAACAGAAGCUCUGAAAGAGAAGCCCACGCGCCAAACCAGAAUCGAUGCAAAGAUAAAGAUACAUUUUGUGCAUUUCCCAGAUAAAAGCUUUAAAGUUAUUCAAUGGAACUAUAUGUCUAACUAUAGAAGAAUUAAAAAACCAGUCCCGGAGAAAUGUAACAGCAACAAUAAACAGAAAUUUCCAUUAAAGUUAACCAAUAAACGUUCAAAAUGUUUAGAGAGUGCAUAGGAAAAUACUUUGUAAAUACCUGCAGCUAUUUCCAAUCGAUAUCGAUGACGUGAAUAUAAAGAGUAAGCCACAAACUAAAUAGUAAUCAUAUCUAUAAAUGUUGUACAUACAUACUAUACCUAUAGGGAGUAAUCUUAAGUACAGUUGCGCCAAAAAAGAAAAACCAAAACUAGACAGCCAGUUCGAAACUAACCAAUAAAUGUGAGUUGAUGUAUACCUUAACGUAAACCCAAUAAUAAUAAAUAAACAAUUGAUUUUUGUGAAGA
Drosophila ananassae is the source of this 2949-nucleotide messenger RNA. RefSeq lists its product as uncharacterized. The record is from RefSeq and is a predicted model, not a curated record. Lineage: Eukaryota; Metazoa; Arthropoda; Insecta; Diptera; Drosophilidae. The transcript has 8 exons.